This is a messenger RNA of Talaromyces stipitatus ATCC 10500, 1596 nucleotides long. Its product is annotated as GABA permease, putative. Gene Ontology annotation, biological process: transmembrane transport. Gene Ontology annotation, molecular function: transmembrane transporter activity. The transcript is spliced from 3 exons. The coding region runs from base 1 to 1596 and encodes 531 amino acids. Gene Ontology annotation, cellular component: membrane. The record is from RefSeq and is a predicted model, not a curated record. Lineage: Eukaryota; Fungi; Ascomycota; Eurotiomycetes; Eurotiales; Trichocomaceae.
AUGACGGGGCAAACAAGCAGUGCGGAUGCCGCGCUCGAGCGCAUGGGAUACAAGAAUGAAUUACCCCGGAAUUUGAGCAUGCUGAGUGUGCUAGGCUUGUCCUUUGCAAUCAUGGCCGCCCCCUUCGGUCUCAGUACCACAUUGUACAUCACGCUGGUAGACGGCCAAUCCGUAACCAUCAUCUGGGGCUGGGUAUUAGUGACCCUAAUCUCAAUCGCGAUCGCUGCCUCUCUCGCCGAAAUCUGUGCCGUCUACCCCACGGCCGGCGGAGUAUACUACUGGAGCGCAAUGCUCUCAACGCGGAAAUGGGCACCGCUAAUGUCGUUUAUAGACGGCUGGUUGACGCUCGUCGGUAACUGGACGGUGACGCUGAGUAUCAAUUUCUCCGGCGGACAGCUUAUCCUCUCCGCGAUUUCGCUAUGGAAUGAAGACUACGUGCCGACGCCGUAUCAGACUAUUUUGAUGUUUUGGGCUGUUAUGCUGGUGUGUGCGUUGGUGAACAUUUUUGCGUCGAGAUGGCUCGAUUUGAUUAAUAAAGUGUGCAUCUAUUGGACGGCUGCGAGUGUGAUUAUUAUCUUGGUGACUCUGCUGUCGAUGGCGGAUCAUCGUCGGUCAGGCGAGUUUGUUUUUGGCCAUUACGAUGCAUCGUCAAGUGGAUGGCCAAAUGGAUGGGCAUUCUUCGUCGGCCUUCUCCAGGCAGCGUAUACCCUAACCGGCUACGGCAUGGUCGCAGCCAUGUGCGAAGAAGUGCAAAACCCCCAUCUCGAAGUGCCCCGCGCCAUUGUCCUGUCUGUUGUCGCCGCCGGAAUCACUGGUCUAAUCUAUCUGAUCCCUAUCCUCUUCACUCUCCCAUCCGUUGAUAUCCUGCUGGCCGUCGCCAACGGUCAACCCAUCGGGCUAAUAUUCAAAACCGUCACGGGCUCUGCCGGCGGCGGAUUCGGUCUCUUAUUCCUGAUUUUGGGAAUCAUGUUCUUUGCAGGGAUCGGUGCACUUACAGCAGCCAGUCGAUGCACAUACGCCUUUGCUCGGGACGGCGCAAUCCCUGGAUUUCGGGCAUGGCAAAAAGUCAAUAAAUCGUUAGACGUGCCCGUGAAUGCAGUUAUUCUAUCCGCUGUCGUGGAUUGUCUACUUGGAUUAAUCUAUUUCGGCUCCAGUGCUGCAUUCAACUCUUUCACUGGUGUGGCUACAAUCUGUCUCUCAACGUCGUACGGAGUCCCAAUCUUGAUAUCGGUGUUACGUGGUCGUCGCGCCGUGAAACAUUCCUCCUUUUCUCUGGGAAAAUUCGGAUACGCUAUUAACAUCACCACGAUAUGUUGGAUUGUCCUCGCCGUGGUUCUGUUCUGUAUGCCCGUUUCGUUACCCGUGACCCCCUCGACCAUGAAUUAUGCUAGUGUCGUGUUUGCGGGGUUUGCGUUGAUUAGUGUGAUUUGGUACUUUGCGUAUGCGCGCAGACAUUUUACGGGACCGCCUGUUAUGGCUGAUUUGGUGGAUGAGAUUGGUGAUAGUGGUACUCCGGAUGUUGGGGUUGUUGCUGGGAAAGCUGUUAUUGAUACAGAGGCUGACCCGGUUGGUGAACCCGAAAAGGUUGAUAAAUAG